UCUCUCCUUUGUAAGAACCUUCUGAAAUCCACAGUUACACUUCUCUCUCUCUCUCUCUCUCUCUCUCUCUCUCUCUCUCUCUCGUUCCUUCGAUUAUCAUAAUGCCGAUUCCGUAGUCAAGGAUCAGGAAGAAAACCUUGGAAGAACUAGGAAAAAUGGCGGCUCUGUUUUGGCGGUGUUUUCUGUUUGUUUACGUCCUCUGCUUUGCUCUUUUCUCCGGCGACUCUCUCGCUGCGGAUGCCUCCGUCUUCUACGAUUUCAAAGUUUCUUACAUCACCGCUUCUCCUCUCGGCGUUCCUCAACAGGUUAUAGCGAUCAAUAAGCAGUUUCCAGGUCCAUUGCUCAAUGCUACUACCAACAACCAUGUUGUUGUUAACGUGCAGAACGAAUUGGAUGAGCCUCUCCUCCUGACUUGGUCUGGAAUCCAAAUGCGACGUAACUCAUGGCAGGACGGUGUUCUUGGUACUACCUGUCCGAUUCCUCCGAAAUGGAACUUCACUUAUCAAUUUCAAGUCAAAGAUCAGAUUGGAAGCUAUUUCUACUUCCCCUCACUCAACUUCCAGAGAGCCUCUGGUGGGUUUGGUCCAAUCAUCAUUAACAACAGGGAAGUUAUUCCUAUCCCGUUCCCGCAGCCAGAUGGCGAAAUUACCUUUAUUAUCGGUGAUUGGUACACCAAGAACCAUACUGCACUAAGGGAAAUACUUGACUCUGGGAGAGAACUGGGGAUGCCGGAUGGAGUUCUCAUUAAUGGGAAGGGUCCUUUCAAGUACAACAGCAGUGUACCUGAUGGAAUUGAAUAUGAAACAGUUCAUGUCGAUCCAGGAAAAACAUACAGAAUCCGUGUUCACAACGUUGGUAUAUCGACAAGCUUGAACUUUCGGAUUCAGAACCAUAAACUGCUUUUGGUGGAAACCGAGGGCCGCUAUACCUCACAGGCAAACUUUACAGACUUUGAUAUUCAUGUUGGACAGUCCUAUUCUUUCUUGGUCACCAUGGACCAGAAUGCCACAAGUGAUUACUACAUUGUGGCAAGCGCUAGGUUUGUGAAUGAAACCGUGUGGCAAAGAGUUACGGGUGUGGCCAUUCUCCAUUACUCCAAUUCCAAAGGAUCUGCUUCCGGUCCUCUCCCGGCUCCAGCCACCGACGUUUCCAAACCGUGGUCAGUCAUGAACCAACCGAGGGCAAUCAGGCAAAAUACAUCUGCUAGUGGAGCUCGUCCAAAUCCACAGGGUUCAUUUCACUAUGGGCAGAUAAACAUCACUCAUACAUACAUAUUGAGGAGUUUACCUCCAAAAAAAAUCAAUGGAUCGUUACAUGCUACUCUUAAUGGAAUUUCAUUUGCAAACCCAAGCACCCCUGUGAGGCUUGCAGAUUUUUACAAAGUGAAAGGAGCUUACAAGCUGGACUUUCCCGACAAGCCUCUUGAUCGACCACCACGUCUCGCCAAUUCCAUAAUCAAUGCAACGUACAAGGGCUUCAUAGAGGUUGUUUUUCAGAACAAUGACACCAAGGUCCAGAGUUUCCAUGUCAAUGGUUACUCAUUUUUCGUCGUUGGAAUGGACUUUGGUAAUUGGACGCAAGAGAGAAGAGGUUCUUACAACAACUGGGAUGCCAUUUCGCGGAGCACUGUUGAGGUUUACCCGGGAGCAUGGACCGCUGUCCUAAUCUCCCUUGAUAACGUUGGAGUCUGGAACAUCCGAGUGGAGAAUAUGGACAGAUGGUAUCUUGGCCAAGAAACAUACAUGCGAAUAACAAAUCCCGAGGAAAAUGGCAAGACAGAGAUGGAUCCUCCAGACAACGUGCUCUACUGCGGCGCCCUCAAGAGCAUGCAGAAGGAACAGCAUCACUCUGCUGCGACAUCGAUACUAAAAGGACACCUGAAGCUUUUCUACAGCAUGUUAAUGGUGAUGCUCGUCUCAGUUUUCUUUGUUUGCUAAAAAUAAAAAAAGAUAUAGUAAAAAAACUAAAAUGCUGUAAAUGGAGAAUACAGAGUUUUGUCGUUCAUUUCAUUGGUUUUUUUGUGUGCUCACAUGUCAUUGUUAUGUCCUGUUCGUUUGGUGUUGUUCAUGUUCUUCGUAGGUUUUCUU
This is a messenger RNA of Tarenaya hassleriana, 2087 nucleotides long. Its product is annotated as monocopper oxidase-like protein SKS1. Bases 156 to 1937 code for a protein of 593 amino acids. Gene Ontology annotation, cellular component: plasma membrane. The transcript is spliced from 9 exons. Gene Ontology annotation, molecular function: copper ion binding; oxidoreductase activity. Lineage: Eukaryota; Viridiplantae; Streptophyta; Magnoliopsida; Brassicales; Cleomaceae. The record is from RefSeq and is a predicted model, not a curated record.